AUGACCGACAGCGGUUUAUCGAGAUUGCCUGGAAAGGUUGCGAUUGUCACGGGGGGUAGUAGCGGAAUUGGGAGGGCAACGGUUGAACUCUUCGUCAAACACGGAGCCAAAGUCGUUUCAAUCGAUCUCAACGAACCUGUCGCGCCCGAAGCUCCUUAUCCCGAGCAAGUGGUUUUCGUACCGGGCAGCGUAACUGAUGAGCAGGUAUGGUCGAGAGCUCUUCGAGAAGCUAAGAGUCUAGGUGGUGUUGCGGACGUUCUGGUGCAGUGUGCGGGCAUACCUGGUCGAGAAGGUCUGCUGGACACUACCAUUGAAAAAUGGAAUUACGUGCUGAGCGUCAAUUGUACUGCCAUCAUGUACGGAAUGCAGGUCUUCAUCAAAGGUCUCGUCGAGGCAGGGCAACCUGGAUCAAUUGUAAAUGUCUCAUCGACCGUCGCUAUAGAUUUUGCGAAGCAUGGAAUAAGAGCUAAUUGCGUAGCACCGGGAUUGACAAUUACUGGAAUGACACGCAAUUCCACUCGGCCCGCAAGCUCGAAGCAGUAUAUGCUGGAUCGUACCCCUCUGAAUCGAUGGGGAACAGCUGAAGAGACAGCUUAUUCGAUACUGUACCUCUCGUCCGAUGAAGCUGCGUAUGUUACUGGCCAGACCAUCUGUCACGAUGGUGGAUAUAGUGCAGCAUGA
Kwoniella botswanensis is the source of this 681-nucleotide messenger RNA. RefSeq lists its product as uncharacterized. Gene Ontology annotation, molecular function: oxidoreductase activity, acting on the CH-OH group of donors, NAD or NADP as acceptor. The transcript is spliced from 8 exons. Bases 1 to 681 code for a protein of 226 amino acids. The record is from RefSeq and is a predicted model, not a curated record. Lineage: Eukaryota; Fungi; Basidiomycota; Tremellomycetes; Tremellales; Cryptococcaceae.